AUGGAGGAGAGAGUCAAAGACGAGACCGAGUCUGCCCACUCUGAAACACAGAUUACGGCAGCCGACGACUCUCCAAGACAAGCCGAGUCAGCCAACGAGCUCCCUGGACUGAGUAUUCACUAUCAGUGGACGUGCCAGGAAGAAAAUCGUCUUUGGGACUUACGCGAAGAGAAUGCUCAGCUUACAUGGGAGGAGUUUUGCGCGUUAUACUAUUUUCCAAACAGAACCCGAGUUUCCCUUAAGCGCAAGUACUCGAAAUUGAAACGGGAGAGGCCGGGGGGAUCGAAGCUUACCUCAGGCGUUAAACGAAGCCGAGCAGACUCCCAACCCAGAAGAGAACGAAAGCGGCAAAAGGAUGUAUCUCCUGAUGAGCUUCGCACUUCGGACUUCAUUGUUACGGAUUCCGGGGCGGCCACUGAUGGAAUCGACGACAUUAGGGAGGAUGACGAGGAUGACGGGACAGAGCCUCAACAUGUGCACAACCCAACCCCGUCCCCAGUUUCUCACAACACACGAAUCCUCCGCGAAUUAGCUACGAAUCACCCGGCAUCCUCGUCAGACGACACGCCCAUGGCGAGUCCUACAACUACGGCAGCGGAAGCGGCCGCCGCCCUCAAAAAAAAGCUUGAGCAAUCCGAGGCAGACCAAGAAAAGCUUGAAGUACAACUCGCCGCCCAGGCUGAGAGGAUUCAAGCCCUCGAAGGUGCAGCUGAGAACAAUCAGCGGCUAAAGGCCGAUAUCGAGAGAUUGGAACGAGCGCUUGGUAACUCCACGAAACAGCAGCAGGCUCAGCAUCACUCCUUCCUUCAAUCAGUCUCAUACCUGAAAUCUUCGAAUUAUUUGCCAGGAGUCAUGUUCCAGAGGCUCAAAACCGAGAUUACAAACAACAACAACGAGGUAAUGCGCAGAAUUGGCUUUCUCGGGGAUAGACUCAAUCAACAUGAGAAACAGCACGAAGAACAGAGUCAGCCUUCCGUAUCACAAAGUGACCUGUGA
Messenger RNA from Aspergillus mulundensis, 996 nucleotides. RefSeq lists its product as uncharacterized. The transcript has 4 exons. Bases 1 to 996 code for a protein of 331 amino acids. The record is from RefSeq and is a predicted model, not a curated record. Lineage: Eukaryota; Fungi; Ascomycota; Eurotiomycetes; Eurotiales; Aspergillaceae.